CACUGCAUCUGCUCUACAACAACUGAGUGCUUCCCCAGACACCGUGUCUCUUCCCCCGGAGACAGCACGGCGGAACUUUCAAUGUCGAGCAGAGCCGGAGCCGCACGACUUCAGCCCUUCCAUCGCCAUGGAACCACCACACCACGUCGCACGAACAGCGCGCUGGCGACGCUGAGGCCGGCUGUUCUGACCGCCGCACGCCUGUGUCUGAUGCCGCUCGCGAGCGCCGCGCCUCUUUCCCUCCAUCUGUUCGGCGGUAACGCCAUCUCCACAUACCAGCAGCAUGACGACGACGACAUGCCCAAGGACGCGCGAGACCCCACGCUGUGGAUCUAUCUCUCCGUGGCCGUCUUGUUGGUGCUGCUCGGCGGCGUGUUUGCGGGUCUGACGAUUGCCUUGAUGGGCCAAGACGAGACGUAUCUGCAGGUCAUUGCAACGAGUGGAGAGGGCAGUGAGAAGAAGCACGCCGCCAAGGUGCUCAAGCUGUUGAACAAGGGCAAGCAUUGGGUCUUGGUAACUUUGUUACUCAGCAAUGUAAUCACCAACGAGACCCUACCCAUUGUUCUGGACCGCAGUUUGGGCGGAGGAUGGCCGGCGGUUGUGAGUAGUACUGUGCUUAUUGUCAUUUUUGGCGAGGUUGCUCCCCAAUCCGUGUGUGUUCGUUAUGGCCUUUCCAUUGGAGCUUUUAUGGCGCCUGCCGUGCUCGCUCUCAUGUGGAUUAUGUCUCCCAUUGCUUGGCCCACUGCGAAACUGCUCGACUACCUGCUGGGUGAAGAGCACGGUACCAUGUACAAAAAGGCAGGCCUCAAGACUCUGGUCACCCUGCACAAGACACUCGGCGGUGGUGCUGGCGAGCAAUUGAUGGAAGAUGAGGUGACCAUCAUCAACAGUGUGCUGGACCUGAAGGAUAAGCCUGUGGGAGACAUUAUGACUCCCAUGGAAGAUGUCUUCACGAUGAGUGUGGACACGGUCCUCGACGAGCGAAUGAUGGACAUUAUCCUCAGUCAAGGCUAUUCUCGCAUACCGAUUUACACGCCUGAUAACUCGAGGAAUUUUAUCGGCAUGCUUCUGGUCAAAAUCUUGAUCACGUACGAUCCUGAAGACUGCAAGCGGGUGCGCGACUUCGCACUAGCAACACUACCAGAGACUGCGCCACAUACUUCAUGUCUUGACAUCAUUAAUUUCUUUCAGGAAGGCAAGAGCCAUAUGGUGCUUGUGUCCGACUUUCCAGGUCAAGACAAGGGUGCUACGGGUGUGGUCACCUUGGAAGACGUGAUCGAGGAGCUCAUUGGAGAAGAGAUCAUCGACGAGUCCGAUGUUUUUGUGGACGUGCACAAGGCUAUCCGCCGAAUGGCUCCCGCUCCGAAAACUCGCUUCCGUGGCCGCAUAGCAGAGCAAGAUGAUGUGGUGGAGGACGAUGAAGAUGGUAAAGAGUUCGACGAGACUCGCCCUCUGCUAGGAAAGAAGGAUAGCGAUCGACCCCGGAACCCCAGCCUCACGAACGGUCAGACUACGUUCAUGAUGCGUAGGAAGAGCAGUACGGCGUCCGACGGCAAGCUGGCCCGCGACAAACCACGACCUGUGGCGGUACGCAGCAAUCCGUCUGAUCUGAAAGAACAUCUGAAGCACCUCGGACCUAGUAACGCAGCGAGCCAUCCAAAGUCCACAAAAUUCACCAACAUAGCGAUCAAGCCUGGCGUCACCACGAUACCGGAGAACAAGCCGGUUAUGACUGGCGUCGUUCACGAAGAGCCUCACAAACUUGAUCCUAGUCAUCCUCACGUCGAUGAUGCCGUGGAGGCGUUGAAAUCUGGCCGGCCACGGGGUGCCUCUGGAGGGGCCGCAGCUGUGUAUGGUACAAUGAGUGCUCCUCCACAGCGUCGGCUGAGCUCCCCUGAGACUCGGUUGAGUGUCCAGGAGGCGAACAGGCUGGCACAGGAGAACGCUUCGCCUGUGCCUGUUUUCCAAGACACGCCUACAAGUGCCGUUGGCCGAGAUGCGCAGCAACAGGCUGAAAUUGGGGAUAGUCGUGAAGCACAUGAAGAGAGCCAACAAACGUCACUUCCUGAACUAGAGCCACUUAUCCUGCCUGGGAAAAUGGUCGUUGGCGCACAACAAAAAGAAGAAGAGGAUGACCAUGUUGGCGAACUCAGUAGUACUGCCAACGGCCCUGCCCGAGGUAAAAAGCGGCUACAAGCUCGUUCGGGGUCCAUCACGGAGUCGACCAUUGAGAUAGGCGGUAUGAAGAAGACUGUGUUGGAGACAACUUCCUCUAGCGAAGAUGGUUCGGGCUCGCAGGACGGCAACGUCUCACCUCUCACGUCAAGACAAGGCGGUGAGCAACAAAUGGCAGGCGAUGAUGGCGCCGCAGACAGUGCAAAUGAUGUUGCCGCGCAAGAUCACGCUAAUGGGACCUCGAAUGGCGACAAGAAGAAGCGGAAGAAGCGUGGCAAGAAGAAGAAGGGCACAAGCUCUCCUGUACGCGAUUGAUCGCUGUGGGUGGCACCGCAGACGCUUGUGAGAGCCGAGGCCUUUGUCACGUACUUGGACUGCAUUUUCCAGAAGAGGUAAUGGUAACAAAAAGAAAACAGCUCAGCGCAAGAGGGUGUUUGACUGCAAGCUGGCUUCAUAAUAAUCGGGAAAGAUCACCAGCAUCAAAGUAUUGGGUAAAUGUACAAGGACUGUAUUUGGUACGAUGCACAGCAUAAGGGUCUUGAACAGCACUUAUCGCAUUGUAUAUAUGUAGCACUAUGUGAAGCAACAGUCAGGUACCUAUGGACACAAAAAGUCUGACGUGGUUUUGGUAUUUGUUGUCAUGGUACAAAAAGCGACACACACACACUCUCUCUCUCUCUCUCU
Molecule: messenger RNA, 2859 nt
Organism: Sphaerulina musiva SO2202
Lineage: Eukaryota; Fungi; Ascomycota; Dothideomycetes; Mycosphaerellales; Mycosphaerellaceae
Product: DUF21-domain-containing protein
Exons: 2
Coding region: 82-2490 (802 amino acids)
Biological process (GO): magnesium ion homeostasis
Cellular component (GO): intracellular membrane-bounded organelle
Source: RefSeq, a predicted model, not a curated record